Molecule: messenger RNA, 1637 nt
Organism: Dermochelys coriacea (leatherback sea turtle)
Lineage: Eukaryota; Metazoa; Chordata; Testudines; Dermochelyidae
Product: zinc finger protein 551-like
Exons: 4
Coding region: 626-1564 (312 amino acids)
Source: RefSeq, a predicted model, not a curated record
GCAACCAUCCCAGACUACAAAGCUCAGAUCCAGGUUUGCUGGAGUUUGGGGGUUGCUGGGCUCAGGGAUUGGGGAUCCGGGCCCGUUUCUCACUCCUCCUCCUUUCCCCAGCAGGGAGGAUGGGGCGUUUCGGAAGCCAGAUUCAGGGUUUGCGGAGCUGGAGAAGAGACUCAGCCAUUUCUCUCUGAAAAGUGCCGUCCUGAAGCAGGUGCUGCUGGGAUUCAAAGAGACGCUGCGACGGGAGCUGGGGAGCGACACAGAGUUUCCAGUUGUCACACCUGAUGUGAUCUCCCAUCUGGAACAAGACAAAGAGCCAUGGGUCCCAGAUCUCCAUGAUUCAGAGGAAAGAGAGAUCCUGAGCGGUGCCAGCACAGGAGGUGUGUUGCUGAGUGAGAAUGAGGAGCAGAAACCUCAGCAGAAAGAUGCUGAGCAAGUGAAACCACAUGGGGUAUUACUGAAAAUAUCUCCAGAGGAUGUUUCCAGGAGUCAUGAGCAGAGGAAAAGUUGUGAGAGUCAGCACAGGCUGGAGAGGAGACAGAGAAACAAACCAAGUGAGAAAACGAAUAAACCCAUUAACAGUUGUGGACCGCACACACACCUCAAAGAAACUGCAGCCCGGCAGAAAAUGCAGGCAGGAGAGAGAAACAAGACAUGCGCUGAGUGUGGGAAAAAAUUCAGUAGCCGCUCUGCCCUUAUAUUACAUCAGAGAAUCCACACGGGAGAAAGACCCUACGAAUGCUGUGAGUGCGGGAAAAGCUUCACUCGGAGGUCAGCCUUUAUUAGACAUCAUAGAAUCCACACAGGAGAGAGACCCUAUGAAUGCCGUGAGUGUGGAGAAAGCUUCACUCGGCACUCAAACCUCAUUACGCACCAGAGAAUCCAUACAGGAGAAAGACCCUACAAAUGCUGUGAGUGUGGGACAAGCUUCACUCAGAGAUUUUCCCUGACUACACAUCAACGAAUCCACACAGGGGACAGACCCUAUGAAUGCUGUGAGUGUGGGAAAAACUUCACUAACAGCUCAGCACUUAUGGCACAUCGGAGAAUCCACACAGGAGAAAAACCCCAUGAAUGCUGUGAGUGCCAGAAAACCUUCAUUAGCAGCUCAAAGCUCAUUGCACAUCUGAGAAUCCACACAGGAGAGAGACCCUAUGAAUGCGGUGAGUGCAAGAAGAACUUUACCAACAGCCCAGACCUUAUAAAGCAUCAGAGAAUCCACACAGGAGAGAGACCCUAUGGAUGUUCUGACUGUGGGAAAAACUUCACUUACAGCUCAGCACUUAGGAAACAUCAGAAAAUCCACACGGGAGAAAGACCCCAUGAAUGCAGUGAGUGCGGGAAAAGCUUCACUCAGAGCUCAUCCCUUAUUUCACAUCAGCGAAUCCACACAGGAGAAAGACCCUAUGCGUGCUCCGAGUGUGGGAAAAAAUUCAUUGACAGCUCAUCACUUCGGAGCCAUCAGAGAAUCCACACGGGAGCCAGACCUUAUGAAUGCAGAGAGUGUGGGAAAAACUUUACUUGGAGCUCAAACCUUAUUACACAUCAGAGGCUCCAUAGCUCAUAGAGACACUCUAGAAGCUCUAAAUGUGGGGAAAGAUUGUAUCAGAACUCAGCCCUAACGUAUCAUCAGAGACUUU